AUGUCUUUACAUGCCCAGAAACACCAGGGGAGGGAGGAGACACACAAACAAAAAAAAACACACACUCAAAAAAGAAACUAGAAAAACCGGAGAGCAUGAAAGAUUGUGUGAUAGAGGAAGGUGUGAGAAGAGCGUGAGAAAGGAAAAGAGACUUUCUUUCUGAAGCUGCGUUUGGGGAUUAUGCAGAACUGGGACAGAAACUAAGAGGAGGGAAGACUGUAGAUGUAGUUGGAAGACGGGGGACGACUCAGGCAGGGAAGGGAUUUUUGACAGAACGGCUCCACCAUCGCCGGGAGAGGCAUGAUGAACCGUGGUAAUCAUGCAUCCUCUUCCUCGCUUCACUGCUUCAAGAUCAAGAUCGACAAAGACAUCAAGUCGAGUGAAGGAAGUGAUGAGUUGGAGGACGUGACCUUCCUCUGACUGAUUCCUAAACCUCUGCAGGGGAAGGACAGCAACUGAUACUAAUCGCCUGAUGCAACACUGUCAGGAACAGCCAGUGUGAUAAAAUACCCAGGCUGUGACCAGAGCUGUGACGAGGCAGAGCCAGCAGUCUCCAGCUGCAGCUCAACUGGACAGUCAAAGUAAGACCGGUGAGGAAGCAUGGGAAGUGGAGUUCAGAGCAGCGAGUCUUCUCCAGCAUGUCAGGCCAUCGGGAGCAAAUGAGCAGCGGCAGCUUUGACGGCAGCUCCAGCUUACUCCAGGGCCGGCGUUUCUAUUGCCGGAAAUGGGCCCUGGAGAAGCUGCGGCACUGCCUGGACACCCGCUCUGUGCCGGGACAACCACCAGGGCUGCUGGUGAUGGGGGGCCCUGGCGCUGGAAAGACUGCCCUCUGCACUGAGGUGGUGUGGCCCACCUCGAAGGCAGGGCUGGCGGCCGGCCUGGCACCACGCUGCCUGGCGUCCCACUUCUGCCAAAGGGAGGACCAGAGGAGCACGGUGCUGUGGAGGUUUGUCCUGGGCUUGGUGGAGCAGCUGAGGGCCUCACCUCUCCUCUCACCUGGGUACAGAAAGGUCCUCGACAGCCCAUCUGUAUCUUCUGCUCUGGAGCCUGUCACCUGUCAGAAAGACCCUGAUGAUACCUUCAAGAGAGCGGUGUUGAGACCCCUGUUAGACCUCCCUCCCCCUGCCCAGACUCUGAUGCUGGUGGUAGACUCCCUGGAUGUAGGAUAUGGACCGGCUACAGGAAGUGGGAAUAGUGGCUCCAUCACAGAGCUGCUGGCCACCAAUCAACACCUCCUGCCUGGGUGGCUGCUGCUGGUCUGCUCCGUCCGCCGCCACAACAAGGCUGUGUGCAAGAUCUUCUCAGGUUUCCGUAAGCUUUGUCUGGAUGAUCUUCGGAAGCCCCCGCCAGUCCACGAUGUGCAGCAGUACAUCCUCUGCCGGUUGGAUGAAGAAGCAGCGCUUCGCCGUCAGCUCACCCCUGACACAGCUGACAUGCUGAAUUUACUUCACAUCAAGAGCGGCGGUUGCUUUCUCUUCCUCGAGCGUGUUCUAGAUGGUGUCGCAGUCGCACUGGUGGGUCUGCGGGAGAUCCGCGACAUCCCUGGGACGCUCAAUGGCCUCUAUCUGUGGUUGUGCCAAAGGCUGUUUCCCCGGGGGCUUUUCAUGUACGUCAAGCCUCUCCUUAAUGUGCUCUUAGCUUCCCCGAGGCCCCUCACGCCCCAGCAGCUGUUCACAGCAGUUUGGACUCAUGACACCUCACUCAGCCUCCAGGAUUUUCGGAACAAGCUCCACACCCUCUCUCCUCUCUUAAUUGAUGGCCCUGGAGGGACCAAACUACUUUUUCAUGCCAGCUUUGCUGAGUGGCUGACAGAUGUUAAGUAUUGCACACAGAAAUACCUGUGUAGCAGGACAGAAGGUCACAGUAUGCACGCUAUGGCUUUGACUCUGCAGGGAAAACACUUGGACAUUGAGGACACUUGCCAGUUAGCCACACAUUUAGUUUGCUCUGGUCACCAUAAAGACAACCCUUCAUUAUUGGCACUGUGGAUGAUAUGGGCCGGUGUGCCUGCUCUUACUCCGAGCUACAGCAGUGCCCUCACUGCAUCCUCACGUCAGCCUCCUGUUUUGGUCAGUCAGGAAGUUCUUCAGCUGUUAAUGAGGACUGGGCUCAUCCCUACUGCCUGCUUUUCAGAUGCACAGCCAAGUGUCCGAGUACAAUGUAUAGGUGAAGACGAAACUACUUUACGACAAACUUUUGAAAGAGAGGUGUCUGUAAAAAAGCUGAUAGACAGUGGGGUGUCGAUAAACCAGUUAUGUUCUACAGAUGGACAGACAUUGCUUGCCAGUGCAGCCCAUGAGGGCUCUGUAGAUGUUUUUGAACUUCUCCUGAAACAUGGAUUUGAUCCACUGAUCAGGGAUCAUCAAGGUCAGACACCACUAAAUUUGGCUUCCAGGCAGGGUCAUGUCAAAGUGUUGACUGUGCUCCUGGAAUGGGCCAAGAGACAGCAUCCAGAAACUGCAGCACAGAUGAUGGAGCAUGUUGACAACGAAGGCUGGACAGCACUGCGCUCUGCAGCGUGGGGAGGACAUAGCGAGGCUGUUCGCCUUCUUCUAGAUGCAGGAGCUGAUGUGGAUGGAUGUGAUGCUGAAGGCCGGACUGCACUCAGAGCUGCUGCAUGGGGUGGUCAUGAGGAAAUUGUUCUGGCCCUGUUGGACUAUGGGGCACAGGUUGACAAAGCUGACAGCAAGGGCCGCACACCGCUUAUUGCUGCUGCCUAUAUGGGACAUCAUGAAGCUGUGGAGAUAUUGCUUGACCGCAAUGCAGAGGUUGACUUAGCUGAUGGAGAUGGGCGAACCGCUCUGUCAGUCACUGCCCUCUGUGUCCCGACCGCAGCAGGGAUAAAAAGUUAUGGUGAGGUAGCAAGUCUGUUACUGGAACGUGGAGCUGAUCCAGGACACAGAGACCAUGAUGGCAUGACACCACUGCUUCUUGCAGCCUAUGAGGGUCAUGAAGAGGUAGUUGAACUUUUAUUAGAAGCUGGCGCUGAUGUAGAUGAGACUGCCGGUCCUGAUGGCAAUGUCCCUGCUGCAGCCGCUGUUACUCCCCUACUGGCAGCUGCAGCAAUGGGCCACAUGAAAACAGUAUCUCGUCUGCUUUUUUGGGGAGCAGCUGUGGAUGCCAUUGAUUGUGAAGGCAGGACGGCACUCUGCCUAGCAGCAGCAAGAGGCAGCACUGAGGUUGUCCGUGCACUGCUGGACCGAGGACUCGACGAGAACCAUAAGGAUGACCUCGGCUGGACUCCACUGCACGCUGCCGCUUGUGAAGGCCAUCGGGCUGUUUGUGCUGCUUUGACAGAGCGAGGCAGCAUGGCACGUGUCGGAGAGAUGGACAUUGAAGGACGUACCCCUCUUAUACUAGCUGCACAAGAAGGUCACUUGAGCACUGUGAGGCUGUUGUUGGACAGGCGGUCUCCCAUUGACCACAGGGCCUAUGAUGGACAUUCUGCCUUGAGUGCCACCCUCCUGGAGGGCCAUGCUGAGGUGGCAGAGCUGCUUAUGAGGCGAGGAGCUGAUACAGAUGUCCGGGAUGCAGAGGGCAGGCCGCUGCUCUACCUACUGGUCCUAGAGGGUCGCCUUGAGAUGGCUACUCUACUAAUGGAGAAAGGAGGGGUGCCCCUAGAGUCCCGAGACUCUGAGGGCCGUACAGCGCUUCAUGUGGCUUCCUGGCAGGGAUGUGUAGAGAUGGUAGACUUACUUCUAAAGCAUGGGUCAAACCCUAAUGCACAGGACACAGAAGGGAGACCUCCCAUGCAUUCAGUGGCUUGGACAGGACAUGCUGAAGUGGGACGCCGUCUCCUAGAUGCCAGGUGUGUCAACAUUGACCUUUCCUGCAACCAGGGGGCAACAUCUCUGAGCAUUGCAGCCCAGGAGGGACAUGCUAAUAUUGUUGCAAUGCUUCUGGAAAGAGCUGCAAAUCCCGAUCACAUGGACAAAUAUGGCCGGAGUCCAGUCAAAGUGGCUGGGAAACAUGGGCACUUUAACAUUGUCAGGCUUUUGGAGCGCUAUGGAGCCAAGCCAUACCUAGGCCCGUCGCUUAACUCUAGUACCACCUCCCCUGCAAAACCCAACAGGAUCCUCUCCUCAGGAAUCUCUGAGAGUAAUGGAGCUGCCACCUCUUCCUCUUCCAUAUCUUCUCCUGCCUCCACUGCAGAACGAUUCCAUUCCAUGCAGAGUUCCCAAACUUCAUCUACCUGCCAUUCAUUGUCCACAGUGCAGACGGUGCCAGCUGACAGCCUCAGCUUUAUUCAACAGAUCCAGCAACACUCCCUGCCUCGCAGUCGUAGCCGUCACUCCACCCUCCCUCCACCAGGCAGCCUCCAAGGAAGCAUCCAGAGAAAUCCCAAAGGCAGUCCCCCUCCCACUGUUUGCACAGUUACUGCCAUGGUGCACAACUGCAAAUUGCCCCAGAAAGGCUUGUCGCCUGGACUUGAAUAUGACAAAAUGAACAAACAAAAUUCUCACUUAAUAAAUACAGACAGGACUACUUACGCUGGUGGUAAAUGGAAUUCAGUCAUGGCUUCCCUUGGGAUAAUGCCAGGGCAAGACAGUCCUGCCAUAGGUGCUAAAAACCGAGGGAGCCCUCCUCUGGGCUACCCAUAUAAAUUGCAGAGCCCACUUCAAGGAGAAGCUUGGGAUUCUGUACCCCAGAAAAACAUUUUGUCUCCUGCUUGCUACAGUUUUACUCCAGACUUAUCCUGUAGUGCCUUGCCAGAGGAUGUUAUGGUUACAAUGACUACCACUGACCCACAGCUUAAUCUGAAACAGGCCAUCAAAUUGCAGUUUGAAGGUCCCACCAGUGCAGUCUUAUACAAAAGAGAGACACCCCUGUGACUGGUGCUCAACUAAGAGACUCAAAUUCCUCAUUGGUUUGGAUGAAUGCUGAAAGUUUAUUGAUGGUAAAUUUAGUAAUUGAGACUCAUUUGUCAAACUAAAUUGCCAAAUAGUGUCUGGUCAUAGCAACUAAAAUCUGAUUUUGUUUUCUGUGUUUGAUAUUGUUUGGGUUUCAUCAUUUCAUUAUUUAAAAAUAUUUUAUAAAGAAUAAUCAAUACUUGCAGCCCCAGUGUGGGUAUUUAUAGAUUAUUUUGUGGUAUCAAAACCGUCCAGAAACAAUUUUGUGAUGACGCCAGCACCGACUGCCAUUAACAUAUUAAUGUUCUAACCCAUGUGUGCUCAGAAAUCAGUACUCGAUACUCACAGGUCAACCACACCCAUCUUGAAACAUGGCCUUCAUUUUGACUUGGCCUUCAUUUGAUUCAUUUGCCAUAGUGACACACACUCACUUAGAAGGUUAAAACAGUACCUGCUGUUCUGUCGCGGCUGGUAAACAGUCGCUGGUGCUACACAUUCAGAGCAUUAACGACGACCCCAUUGUUCUCGCAGGAGUUUGGAAUUUCUGCUGUUCAAGGAAAAGACAGUUCUCAACAUGUACAAUGACUUCCUGGGUUCAGAAAACUAGAGGAAGAAUGAACUGAAUGACAUCAAUUCUUACUUUCCAACCUUUCCGGUGACUGUGUGUUGAGCAGGGCUCUCGCAUUCAAUAUUCACAUAAUGCAUAACUUUGCUCAUUUUUAACUUGGACCUUAUUUUCUAGUUGAACUCACCAGUAGCAGUUUGAAGAGAAGGUUUUUAGUAUUUACUCAAUUUAGCCUCUUGACAGAGUCUGGAGUCAUACAUAGGUUAACAAGACUUUAUCAGCUCUACAGUGAAUAACACGUCUGGAUUGGCUUUAUGUUUUAAAUUAUUUUCUGCUGGUAAAGAUCCUUUUUGAAGCUGUAAACAUCCUUGUUUGAGAGCUUUAAGCUGAAGUUUCUUAUAUUUGCUAUAAACAUCCCCCUUAAGUCCAUUUCUGACGAGUAAAAACAGUUUUCAAGAGCAGGCCUGACAAAGUGUGUGGUUUAUGAUUCAAACCUUAAAAGACGGCCAAGUUAACUGCACCAGCUUUGCUCGUUGUGUGUGUGUGUGUGUGAGCAGGAAGGAACAUUGAAACCAGUCCACAGAAACUGAGGGUGGGUGUGGGAGCCAUGGAUUUAAUUCCAAACUUUCAAACAUUACUUGUUAAUAAUUUUUCAUUGAUUUUUUUAUUUUUAUUUAAUGACAUACAUUAAUUAAAGUGGCAAACGUCUGCCAUAAAAAGUGUCUACCUCUU
Hippoglossus stenolepis (Pacific halibut) is the source of this 6147-nucleotide messenger RNA. RefSeq names its product ankyrin repeat domain 50-like (gene ankrd50l). The transcript has 4 exons. The coding region runs from base 639 to 4832 and encodes 1397 amino acids. The record is from RefSeq and is a predicted model, not a curated record. Lineage: Eukaryota; Metazoa; Chordata; Actinopteri; Pleuronectiformes; Pleuronectidae. Gene Ontology annotation, molecular function: protein binding.